Pan troglodytes (chimpanzee) is the source of this 2213-nucleotide messenger RNA. It is a transcript of the gene RPL3, whose product is annotated as ribosomal protein L3. The transcript is spliced from 10 exons. Bases 1102 to 2157 code for a protein of 351 amino acids. The record is from RefSeq and is a predicted model, not a curated record. Gene Ontology annotation, biological process: translation. Gene Ontology annotation, cellular component: ribosome; cytosolic large ribosomal subunit. Gene Ontology annotation, molecular function: RNA binding; structural constituent of ribosome. NCBI's taxonomy places the organism in Eukaryota, Metazoa, Chordata, Mammalia, Primates, Hominidae.
AACGAGGCGGCCAUGGAAAGUAACGAGAUACUUGAUUCUUAGAAAGAUUUGUAGGGGGCCAGGCGCGGUGGCUCACACCUGUAAUCCCAGCACUUUGGGAGGCCAAGGCGGGCGGAUCAAGAGAUCAGGAGUUCAAGACCAGCCUGGCCAACAUGGUGAAACACCGUCUCUACUAAAAAUACAAAAAAAAAAAAAAAAUUAGCCAGGCAUGGUGGCGCAUUCCUGUAAUCCCAGCUACUCGGGAGGCUGAGGCAGGAGAACUGCUUGAACUGGGAACCGGGAGGCGGAGCUUGCAGUGAGCUGAGAUCGCGCCACUGCGACAGAGCGAGACUCCGUCUCAAAAAAGAGAUUUGUAAGGGACGAGCCUGGAAGCAGGGAAUCAGUCAGGAUCCGAGUCACCCUGGAGCCCAGGCAGAGAUCAGCGAAAGCCCUCGCUGAUGCAGAGGUCUGGAAGGCGUGGGGCUCCGGGAGGCUGAGCAGCUGGACUCCGCAUGACCAGAGGUCGUGAGGCCGUUCCGCAGGCUUGGGACGCUCCUGACCCUCAGAAUCAAGCGCGAGCCACUGCAUUAGCAUGGGAGAAAUGGCAGAGAUAGGGCUUGAGGGAGGGAUGCCCGAGAUUAAAGGUAUUAAAGGUAAAUUGGUGUCGCGGCAAAACCAGCGUGGGAGCCAGGAAACGAGAGUUUCAGUCUUUCUUCGCUAAUUCCAGAGAUAGCUGCAUAUCACAGGAGGAGAAGCGACGCAGCCAUUUUUCUUCGUUAUUAUCAAAUUUGGCUGCUGCCGGACGCCGUAGAUUUGUGGCUCACCAACCCUUAGCCCACCUCUCCGUGGCUUUUCACUAAGUUUGAACCCGACCCCUCGCCGUAGAGUGUGUAAUUUCUGUCUCCGAAGCUGACGUCAACUUCUGAACGAAAGCUAGGAGCGGAAGAGCAUGCGUGGAAAUGGCGCUCGUCUCACAGAAAGUUCUCCGCUCCCAGACAUGGGUCCCUCGGCUUCCUGCCUCGGAAGCGCAGCAGCAGGCAUCGUGGGAAGGUGAAGAGCUUCCCUAAGGAUGACCCGUCCAAGCCGGUCCACCUCACAGCCUUCCUGGGAUACAAGGCUGGCAUGACUCACAUCGUGCGGGAAGUCGACAGGCCAGGAUCCAAGGUGAACAAGAAGGAGGUGGUGGAGGCUGUGACCAUUGUAGAGACACCACCCAUGGUGGUUGUGGGCAUUGUGGGCUACGUGGAAACCCCUCGAGGCCUCCGGACCUUCAAGACUGUCUUUGCUGAGCACAUCAGUGAUGAAUGCAAGAGGCGUUUCUAUAAGAAUUGGCAUAAAUCUAAGAAGAAGGCCUUUACCAAGUACUGCAAGAAAUGGCAGGAUGAGGAUGGCAAGAAGCAGCUGGAGAAGGACUUCAGCAGCAUGAAGAAGUACUGCCAAGUCAUCCGUGUCAUUGCCCACACCCAGAUGCGCCUGCUUCCUCUGCGCCAGAAGAAGGCCCACCUGAUGGAGAUCCAGGUGAACGGAGGCACUGUGGCCGAGAAGCUGGACUGGGCCCGCGAGAGGCUCGAGCAGCAGGUACCUGUGAACCAAGUGUUUGGGCAGGAUGAGAUGAUCGACGUCAUCGGGGUGACCAAGGGCAAAGGCUACAAAGGGGUCACCAGUCGUUGGCACACCAAGAAGCUGCCCCGCAAGACCCACCGAGGCCUGCGCAAGGUGGCCUGUAUUGGGGCAUGGCAUCCUGCUCGUGUAGCCUUCUCUGUGGCACGCGCUGGGCAGAAAGGCUACCAUCACCGCACUGAGAUCAACAAGAAGAUCUAUAAGAUUGGCCAGGGCUACCUUAUCAAGGACGGCAAGCUGAUCAAGAACAAUGCCUCCACUGACUAUGACCUAUCUGACAAGAGCAUCAACCCUCUGGGUGGCUUUGUCCACUAUGGUGAAGUGACCAAUGACUUUGUCAUGCUGAAAGGCUGUGUGGUGGGAACCAAGAAGCGGGUGCUCACCCUCCGCAAGUCCUUGCUGGUGCAGACGAAGCGGCGGGCUCUGGAGAAGAUUGACCUUAAGUUCAUUGACACCACCUCCAAGUUUGGCCAUGGCCGCUUCCAGACCAUGGAGGAGAAGAAAGCAUUCAUGGGACCACUCAAGAAAGACCGAAUUGCAAAGGAAGAAGGAGCUUAAUGCCAGGAACAGAUUUUGCAGUUGGUGGGGUCUCAAUAAAAGUUAUUUUCCACUGA